Messenger RNA from Gavialis gangeticus (Gharial), 4645 nucleotides. It is a transcript of the gene USP42, whose product is annotated as ubiquitin specific peptidase 42. Lineage: Eukaryota; Metazoa; Chordata; Crocodylia; Gavialidae. Gene Ontology annotation, biological process: protein deubiquitination; regulation of apoptotic process. The transcript has 14 exons. Gene Ontology annotation, cellular component: nucleus; cytosol. Bases 481 to 3984 code for a protein of 1167 amino acids. The record is from RefSeq and is a predicted model, not a curated record. Gene Ontology annotation, molecular function: cysteine-type endopeptidase activity; cysteine-type deubiquitinase activity.
GAAGGGAGCGGGAUGGUGGCUUUUCCUUUCUCUCUGGAUACGCGCCCCGUUUAAACGUGCCCAGCUCCCUCAUGUAUCUCCAGAGCCUCAUGACUUGCCGUGGUUUUGCUGUAGGGUGCCUAGGAAAAAAGUUCUUUUGAAGUAAUGUUCAGAUUAGGAUACAGGGCUGGUUUCCAGUGAAGGAGGAAGUGAGAACUUUGAUUUUUGUCUUCCCUGGCUCUGUUGGCGAGUUGCGUCUUCCUUCGUUUUCUUUAUUUCCUGUUUUAACAAAGAAUCCUGGUGUUUGACAUCAGGCUGAAACUAGAAGGCAAUUUUUGGUGAUCAGUGGCUGUAAUGCAGAGUUCCUUGUUGUUGCUGACACGCGUUAGACAUGAAGAAGGUCCAGUACAGCACUGGUCAGCAUCCUUUUCCUUGCGGCAUGCUUUGGUAACGCUUGCUUCUAGUGUCAAAACUUUCAACUUUUUGUUACAGACAUGAACAAUGACUAUAGUUGACAAGGGAUCUGACUCUUCAAACCCCAUAUCUGGUCAGAAUCAAACUGGCAGCUCUGUGGGACCCCCUAAUGAAGAGAUGGACUCAGACUCUUCCAGCUGGGGCACUGUGUCAUCUCUGGACGUUCCAAACCACAGAAUCUCUUUGGGACCAGUACCUGGAGCUACAGAUUAUUCUAGUUCGCCUGUAUCUGAAAAACCCAAGCCUUCAGCUCAGAAAGAUCAAUCUGUUAACGAUGGCAUCGCUCCACCACAGAAGGUUCUUUUUCCAGCAGAGAAGAUUUGUCUGAAGUGGCAACAAUCCCAUAGAGUUGGAGCUGGUCUCCAGAACCUUGGCAAUACCUGUUUUCUCAACUCUAUCCUGCAAUGUUUGACUUACACGCCCCCUCUUGCCAAUUACAUGCUUUCCUAUGAACACUCCAAGACAUGUCAUGAGCAAGGAUUCUGCAUGAUGUGUAUAAUGCAAACUCACAUUAACCAAGCCCUCUCAAACUCUGGCAGUGUCAUUAAACCUAUGGCUGUUAUCAAUGAUCUUCGACGAAUAGCAAAACAUUUCCGUUUUGGAAAUCAGGAAGAUGCGCACGAAUUUCUACGUUACACUGUUGAUGCUAUGCAGAAAGCAUGUUUAAAUGGGAGCACCAAAUUGGACAGACCUACCCAGGCUACUACACUCAUCCAUCAAAUAUUUGGAGGCUAUCUUAGAUCUAGAGUAAAAUGUUCAAACUGCAAAGGAGUUUCUGAUACCUUUGAGCCAUACCUUGAUAUUGCAUUGGAGAUAAAGACUGCUCAGAGUGUAAGCAAAGCUCUAGAAUUGUUUGUGAAGCCUGAACAGCUAGAUGGUGAAAACUGUUACAAAUGUAGCAGGUGUAAAAAGACAGUUCCUGCUUCAAAAAGGUUUACAAUACAUCGAUCUUCUAAUGUGCUCACCAUAUCUCUGAAACGAUUUGCAAAUUUCAGUGGUGGAAAGAUUUCAAAGGAUGUAAAAUAUUCUGAGUUCCUGGAUCUUCGCCCAUUUAUGUCCCAACAAAAUGGAGAACCAGUUCUUUACACCCUGUAUGCAGUCUUAGUACAUACUGGUUUUAGCUGCCAUGCAGGACACUACUUCGCCUACAUAAAGAGUUGUAAUGCACAGUGGUACCAGAUGAAUGAUUCCAUUGUAGCCAUCACUGAUAUCAGAACUGUCCUGAAUCAGCAAGCUUACAUGCUUUUUUAUAUCAGGUCCUCUGAUGUGAAAAAUGGAGAACUCAUUUAUUCCAUUCCAGGACAGUCUUCUCCCCGUCCAGCUAUCAGUCAGCGGGUAGUUAAUAGCAAGCAAACUGUAUCAGGAUUUAUUGGACCACAGCUUCCUCCCCACCUGAUUAAGACUUCUGGCCAUUUAAAUGGAACUGGGUCACUAAAAGAAACUCCAAGCAGUUCUGUGGUGUGUGCUAGCAAUGUUACCCUAACCAGGCCAAAUUCGGCGCCUCCUUCAACUUCCAUUCAAAACUGGACAAUUAACAGACCCACUAUUCCUGAUCCUUCAAAAAAACAGAAGAUUACUAUCAGUAUUCACAACAAACUGCCUGCUCGCCAAAGCCUGGCCCAACCCAAUCUUCAUAACAGCUCUUUGGAGAGUCUGAGCAAGCCUGUUCCUUCAUCCACCAUUACUAAUUCCUCUGCAGUACAGUCUACCUCAAGUGCUUCUACAAUGUCAGUUGCUACUAAAGUACCUAAACAAUUGGCUACUAGUGAAGCUUGUUCUAAAGCAGUACUGAAUGGCAAGUCUAAGCUAAGCUCCAGCACAUUGGUCCCUUAUGGUGCAGAAUCUUCAGAAGAAUCUGAUGAAGAUUCAAAGGCAUUAGUUAAGGAGAAUGGACACAAGAAACCUGUAAAUGGAAUUUUGAUUGGAAGUGUAGCUAGUUCAUUGCAGAAUUCCUGUUCUUCCUAUCAAGAUGCUGAAAAGGAGGUACCCCAGCAUGAACUGCCAAAAACUGACAGAGUCAAUGGUGACAAAGUCAAUGGUGCUAUUUGUCUAGAUAAUAAUUCUAAAGACAAUGGUUUGAAACUUGAUGAUUCCACUUGCCAAACCAAGGCUCUUAAAACUACAGAGACUUUCUUUCCUAAAAUGAAUGGAUUGCAUGGAAAAAUGUGUGCAACUCUGCCUUCAGUCCCUGAAGAUAAAAUCUUAGAAUCAUUCAAAUUCAGCCAGGUGAAAACUUCAUCAGAGGAAAUAAGUAUAACUGGAACUGAAAAAACUGAUCGCAGUAUUCCCAACGAUUGCUGCAACAGCCAGAGUCCCUUUGCUGCAUCAGCUCCUGAGACCAUUUCUACCAAAGAAGGAAUUGUAGAGAAUACUGUGGCGAAAAAGGAGGAGGAUCAUUCUGACAUCAUUGAUCAGCAUAAAGCUAAGAAGAGAACCUUGGGCACUGAAGAGGAACAUGCUCUUGAGGAGCCUGCGGAUAAGGCAAGAGGACCAAAAGAAGCAAAGGUGAUGUUAAAGGAGACUCCUCUGCACAUCAAAGGGCCUGCUGAGACUGUAGAGAAACUGGGACAAAGCUCCCUCAUAAGGUCUGACAGUGAAUGUAAUUCCAAAAAACUUUCUACCUUAAACGUUAUAGACAAAUGCCAAGAAACAAAGCACAGUGCUAGUGACUAUUCAGAGGGACAGAGUGCUAUGGACUCUCCUACAAAACUGAGCAAGGUUCUAGAGAGCUAUUCUAAGGAAAAUGAGGGACUGAACGAUAAUGACAAACUUGGAGAAGACAAAGAAAGACAAAAACUUCAGACGCAUUCUCCAAGUAAAGAAAAGGUCUGCACCACCAAGAAGAUGGAGAGGGAGCACUACUGUAAAAAGAGACGGCACUCUGAAAACGAGGAGAAACUGGACAGUCGUGACUCCAGAAAGAGACGAACGUACAGCAGUGAGAGGGGGAAGCAAGAUCAUCACUACAAGAAGCACCAUGACAAUGGAAGCAAAUACAAACUCAUGCAUAAUGAAAGAAGCAGCAGAAGCUCAGGAAGAUAUCCUGAUUACAGAUCCCACAGCAGAGAACAAAACGAUAAGGAUGGGGGUUGGUGUUAUCUUCCUAAGAGAGACGGCUCUUGGAAUAGAGAGAGGUAUUACCAAGACAUCCCACGAAGGUGGGACAAAGGUAGAUAUUACUAUGAUUAUUAUCCUUUCCAUGCACCAAGAGACAAUCGAGAGAGAAAGUUCUCUCACGUGGACAGAGAGUAUGAGAAACCAAGCCACAUUUAUGACCCUAGGUCAUACAAGGACUAUUACUACAAGACGCGAUGGAUUCAUGAGCCAGCCACUAAGGAGAGAGAGAAACGCAACUUCAGCAGCUCCAAAGGAGACUUUCACCAUUGCCCAGCACCACCCCAGCAUUCUGAAAAGUAUUCCUCAGAGAAAAGUGCACCCACAGCUGGAGAAAACACUUCCAGUUUUGAGACUUCUUGCCUCAAAUACGAGGACGUAAAGGACAGAAAAAGAAGAUGCCCUAUUGGAGACUAGAGUGACAGUGAGGCAGAAAGGGAGCGCAAAAAGACCCUUCAGCGUGAGCCUUCGGAGGAGCAAAAGGUGAAAAAACACAAGAAAUCAAAGAAAAAGAAAAAGUCCAAAGACAAACACAGAGAGAAAGAUAGCAGGUAACCCAGAAAGAAUUUGUCGCUGUGGUUCAAGAAACUGUUUUAGCAAUUUUAUUUUGGGGUAUUUUCCUUUCUUCUCUUGCUUCCAAGUCCAUUGAAUUGUAGAAGUACUAUUAUGUACUAAUUAUCAGUUUUGGUUUUAAAGUUUUAAAAACUGCUGCCAGAUCUUUCUUCUGAGUGCUUCCUAAUUCUCCUAGAUAAACAGGAGAACUUUUCUAUAUGCACUUUUUUCAAACUGCUCCUUAUUUUAUAGACUGCAGUCAUAUUUCUUCUUCUGCCUAACAUCUCAGCCCAGCUGAAGAGACCUAAGCCUUUCCAUCCUCCUUUGUCUUUGUUACCAUUACUUGAACAUCACUCCACUGCUUUAAGCAGAGCAUCAAAGGAGUUAAGAAAAGAAGAUAUGGUUUCUUAUUUUGAGUUUGUUCUGCCAAAUUUUAAUAGAUUGUAGCCAAGUCUAGAUUUUUUUUUCUCUCUACAAAUGGUUAGAUGCCUUCUAAAUUUUCUGUUUUCUUGGUUUUGGGGGUGGG